UUGUACUAUGGCUCAAGCACGUAAUCCCUGAACCGAAAAAAAUGACGUUGGCUCGUCCCUCAAAUCCGCUCCGCAUAGAAUCCCUCCAAAACAAACCCAAUCAAAGCUAUUCACACUUCACAGACACAGUCCACUGAAAACCGCUCUCAGUCACACAACUCAUUCUCUUCUUCCUACGAAAAUUCACUGUCAAACCCCUAGAAACGACAAUAAAACAUGCGUUUUAUUCUGUGUAACUAAAUCCACCAUUAAUUUUCUCUUAAUUCGAUGGCCUCGUUUGUGGAAAUCGAUAGGUACAAUCUAAUUCCACUUUCUCUGUCUUCUCUUUGUGCUUGCCCAUGUCUUCCCAUGUCGAACAAAAUUAUAAUUCUCAAUCAAAGACGCUAUUCGAAAUUUAAUCUCCGCAUAGUCUUUGAUGGAUCCAAAACCAUGUUUCGGGUUCGCCAAUCCGGCGUUUCCUGUGACCGCCGCUUUGUUGCAGCUGUGGUGAGAACUAAGCCGGACCGGCUUGAUGAGGACGAUGCUAAAGAGGAACUCGACAAAGGCAAUAAUUUACCAGUAAUUGAGGAUUCAAUUUCAGAACGACAAGAGAAAGCAAGUCAGUUAAAGAAAAGGAUUGUUUUUGGACUUGGCAUCGGAAUAUCUUCCGGGGGUAUUGUACUGGCUGGAGGAUGGGUUUUUACAUUGGCCUUCGCAGCUGUUGUUUUUGUCGGUGCACGUGAGUAUUUUGAGCUGGUAAGAAGUCGUGGAAUCACUGCAGGAAUGACUCCUCCACCUCGAUAUGUGUCACGAGUUUGCUCUGUUAUAUGUGCCCUCAUGCCUAUACUUACCUUGUACUUUGGCCAAAUUGAUGUUUCAGUUACAUCAGCUGCUUUCAUUGUUGCCAUGGCAUUGCUUUUACAAAGAGGAAAUCCUCGUUUUGCUCAGCUAAGUAGCACCAUGUUUGGACUGUUUUACUGUGGAUAUCUUCCUUGUUUUUGGGUCAAGCUUCGAUGUGGUUUAGCAGCCCCAGCAUUAAAUACUAGUUUUGCAGGAAUAGGAUCUGCAUGGCCCAUUUUUCUCGGUGGCCAAGCUCAUUGGACUGUGGGUCUUGUGGCAACCUUGAUCUCUAUCAGCAGCAUAAUUGCAGCAGAUACAUUCGCAUUUUUAGGUGGCAAGGCUUUUGGUAGAACACAACUUACUAGUAUUAGUCCGAAGAAAACAUGGGAGGGAACUAUUGUUGGCUUGGGUGGUUGUAUAGCUACUUCCAUUGCAUUAUCAAGGAUAUUUUGCUGGCCAACCUCUCUGCUUAGUGCAAUAGCUUUUGGGUUUCUUAACUUUGUUGGGUCCAUUUUUGGUGAUCUUACGGAAUCGAUGAUCAAACGUGAUGCUGGUGUCAAAGACUCUGGAUCCCUAAUACCUGGACAUGGUGGUAUACUGGACAGAGUUGACAGUUAUAUUUUCACCGGUGCACUUGCUUACUCCUUUGUGAAAACCUUCCUACCACUUUAUGGAAUUUGAUACAAAAUUUUAUGAUUAAUGGCUAGAGAAGCUACCAAAUAGACAGAUUAUGGUUUUCCCUUUUAGGGGCGCUCAUUCUUUCGCUCAAAAUUCAGAGUAAUGGUGCAAGGAAAAGAGAUUAUUCUUGCCUCAACAGCUUUAGGGAAGGGAAAUGAGAUUGAAAUUUCAACUCUACAAUCUCCAAAUAUAUCUUCAAAGAUUCUAAAUUUGUGUGUAUACUUCCAAAAUACAUGUCUUCAAUCACACUGGAUCUAUCUGCUGUAGUUACUGUUAUAAUUUUCUGCUUCAAGGGCAGUACCUGCUUCUUCUCCUUAACUUGUGACUAUUACACAUCAAUUUCCCGUAUGUUUUCUAUCUUCUUUCGUCUGACCAUUUUCAAUUGUAUAUUUGGAUACCCAAUUUUACAUGUGUGUAUUCAGUUUAAGACUUGGAAAUAACAAAUUUUACAUCUUA
Mangifera indica (mango) is the source of this 1953-nucleotide messenger RNA. Its product is annotated as phosphatidate cytidylyltransferase 4, chloroplastic-like. NCBI's taxonomy places the organism in Eukaryota, Viridiplantae, Streptophyta, Magnoliopsida, Sapindales, Anacardiaceae. Bases 268 to 1500 code for a protein of 410 amino acids. Gene Ontology annotation, molecular function: transferase activity, transferring phosphorus-containing groups. The record is from RefSeq and is a predicted model, not a curated record. The transcript is spliced from 7 exons. Gene Ontology annotation, cellular component: membrane.